Molecule: messenger RNA, 1774 nt
Organism: Lycium ferocissimum
Lineage: Eukaryota; Viridiplantae; Streptophyta; Magnoliopsida; Solanales; Solanaceae
Molecular function (GO): epoxide hydrolase activity
Source: RefSeq, a predicted model, not a curated record
ACACAUAUGGCUCAAUAUCCUCAUUUCCUCUAUUUUCAUCUUCUAGACAUGCGAGUUGUUGACCGGCCAAUACUCCAUCCCAUACCACAUAGAUGUGAAUAGUCAACUAAAUAAAAAACUAGAGGAUCUUAGGUUACAUUUUCCAGAAAGAAGUGCACCUCAAAACUUCCUUAAUUUUUGUGUACCAAAAUAGUGAAUAAUGAGAACCAGAGACACCCUAUCCCCACACAGGAAAAAUAAAUAAAAAAUCUUUAGUUAUUGUGGAUAUUGGUAACAAAACGGUCAUAACUGUCACAUUUCUUAUUCAAGAAUUCCAUGGCUACUCUUCACUUGCACUGUUUCCGCAUGGUCCCCUGUUCUCCUCCUGCUAGGAUCUCUUCGCCCCUUCACAGAGCUCAGGCAAGGAAGAAACUUUUGCAAUUCCAUUGUCGAUCGAGCAGCGAUAAUAACGAUGAAUAUUUGCUGGAUGCUCCUGUUUCAAUUGGGGACGGCUUUUCUUUUAGCGGAGGAAAGUAUUGGAAGCCGAGUCCUGCUGACGAAUGGUUCAAGAAAGGAAAAUAUGUGAAAGCUCAUCCUGUCUCUGGGAGUGGGGAGAAGGCCAAGGAUCCCAUUUUUGGACUUACAAUGGGUGGGAGUUCGCAGGCAUCAUCUGGUCUUUUCAGAUGGUUUUGUGUAGAAAAUGGAAGCUCUGAGAAUUCUCCCAUUUUAUUACUCCACGGGUUGCCAUCGCAGGCAUACUCUUAUCGCAAAGCUCUUCCCAUUCUUGAGAAAAACUAUCAUGCUAUAGCAGUUGAUUGGCUGGGAUUUGGAUUCUCAGAUAAGCCCCAACCAAGAUAUGGAUUUGACUAUACAUUGGAUGAAUAUGUGGCAUCCUUGGAAUCUCUUAUCAAUGCUCUUACCGACAAAAAGUUUACUCUGGUAGUGCAGGGAUACUUCUCACCAAUUGCAAUCAAAUAUGCCAGCAAGCAUCAGGAAAAGUUAAACAGUCUUAUACUUCUAAAUCCGCCACUAACUAUAAAACAUGCCAAUCUGCCGUCAAGCUUAUCUGUUCUGAGCAACUUCUUGCUGGGCGAAAUUUUUUGUCAGGACCCUCUUAGAGCCAGUGAUAAAACAUUGCUGAGUUGUGGUCCUUACCAAAUAAAAGAAGAUGUGGCAAUGGUUUACAGAAGACCUUAUCUCACAUCUGGUUCUGCAGGGUUUGCAUUAAACGCGAUAAGCAAGGGAAUGAAAAAACAGCUUAAGGGCUACGUUGAGGACACGAGAGCAAUACUUAUGGACAAUAACUGGUCAGUCCAAACAACAGUUUGCUGGGGACAAAGAGACCGCUGGUUAAGCUUUGAUGGUGUAGAAGAUUUCUGCAAAGAAUCAAAGCAUCGACUAGUUGAACUUCCUAUGUCAGGACAUCACGUUCAGGAGGACAGUGGUGAAGAAUUAGGUCAACUCAUUGCUGGAAUUGUUGGAAAAAGAAGAUUGUCAUAAGAUCUAAGCUCUGGAUUGAAUGGGUAGUCCAUCUGUCAAUAUUUAUAUUUCAGCGUGUUUGUUAAUUGUACAACAUGAUGUAUAUCUAAUAUUGUGAUACUGCAUGACAUAACAACAGAAACGCUAAAAUUUUCAUUUUAAGCUGCUUGACAGCUUUUUAUUUUCAGCAACUGUUUCAGACAGAAAUAACUACAGGGUGAAAAUCUUAAGUUACUCUGUCUGUCUGAACUAUUCUAUUUGUUUUUAUACAUAAUUGGAGUUUAUAAAAAUUGACAAUGUCCCUCUGUUAUCAUGA